ACACAGUCGGACAGUCCACUUCUCUCUCUCUCUCAGCGAUGCCAUGUGACUGAUGAGAGAGAGACGGCGUGAAAAAGAGACCCAAAACAAAGAAAGCACCAACAGCAAUACGCGGGGGGAGAGAGAGAGAGAGAGAGAGGCAUAUGAUGUCCAUGUAGAGAGACUGUGUGUUGAAGGGAAGGCCGUCAAAAUGCAAGAUCCCUCGAAUUCAAACCCUAAUUCCGCCUCCCAAAGUAUUCCUAAGCUUCCCACGGCGUCCUUUGGGAACCCCUCCGGCGUCUUCAGGGCCGCUCACCACCGGCGAGCCCACUCCGAGGUGAACUUCCGCCUGCCUGACGACCUGGAUCUCGUCUCCGAUCCCUUCGAUGGCCCGCCGGGGAGCUUCGACGAGAUCGGAUCGGAGGAUGAUCUGUUCUGCACUUAUAUGGACGUUGAGAAGCUCGGAUCCAGCUCCGCAGACGGCGGCGACUGUCGGAUCGACAAUGCCGGUGGUAGCGGAAUCGAAGGGGGAGUGGCUGCGGAUGGUGGUGAGGGGGAGAAGACUUUGAGGCCUCGGCAUCGGCAUAGUAAUUCAGUGGAUGGCUCGGUUCUUCUUGGCGAGACUAUUGAGGCCAAGAAGGCCAUGGCUCCGGAUAAGCUUGCUGAGUUGUGGACCAUUGAUCCCAAGCGAGCCAAGAGGAUUCUGGCAAAUCGGCAGUCUGCUGCUCGUUCAAAGGAGAGAAAAGCUCGUUAUAUAUCUGAACUUGAAAGAAAAGUUCUGACCCUUCAAACAGAAGCAACCACCCUUUCUGCACAACUCACAUUGUUCCAGAGAGAUACAACAGGUCUGAGCAAUGAAAAUACAGAGCUUAAGCUUCGGUUACAAGCUAUGGAGCAACAGGCUCAGUUACGCGAUGCGCUGAAUGAAGCACUAAAGCAAGAAGUGGAAAGGCUCAAGAUUGCAACUGGAGAAAUAACAUCCUCAUCAGAUACUUACAGUUUCGGAAUGCAGCAUAUUCCAUAUGCUCAUUCUUCCUUCUAUUCACAGAAGCCGCACCAAGAACCAAGCGACCCCCAGAACGCAAUGCCGCAGUUCCAUCCCCUCCAGUCGAGCAUGAUGAACCACCAGCACCCUCUGCUCGUGUCAUCCCAGACGCAGGCCCUCUCCGAGAUGUUGCAGCAGGACUCGCUUGGUCGAUUGCAGGGCCUCAACAUCAAUGCCAGAGGCUCUCAUCUUGUGAAAUCUGAGGGCCCUUCUAUUUCCGCCAGUGAAAGCAGUGCGACAUUUUGAUCCAGACGUGACACCAACCCGCUCUGUUAAAUUGUUCAUAGGCUGACACCUUUAGCACCACUUGUUCAGAUUUAUUCAUUUGUUAAUUUAAUUGGGAACCUUAGGUCUUUUGAGCUGCUGCUUUGACUUGGUUCUUGGGUGAUAUUCCUGAUUUCUUCACUUUUUCGUUGCGAAAGAAACCAUUUUCUUUGGUGCUGUGUGUGGGAAUACAAGGUUGGACGGAAAGUUGCAUCUUUCAUGCAAUGAGUUCCUGGUUUCUUUUUUUAGGUUUUUUCAUCCGAGAUAUCUCAAUUCAUGGGAACUGUUCUGUUAAUUUUGUAUCUCAAUUUGACCAACUCGUACUACUGAUGUGUUGUAUCAA
This is a messenger RNA of Diospyros lotus (date-plum), 1631 nucleotides long. Its product is annotated as transcription factor RF2b-like. Gene Ontology annotation, molecular function: DNA-binding transcription factor activity. Lineage: Eukaryota; Viridiplantae; Streptophyta; Magnoliopsida; Ericales; Ebenaceae. Gene Ontology annotation, biological process: regulation of DNA-templated transcription. Bases 53 to 1270 code for a protein of 405 amino acids. The record is from RefSeq and is a predicted model, not a curated record. The transcript has 4 exons. Gene Ontology annotation, cellular component: nucleus.